This is a messenger RNA of Parathielavia appendiculata, 1749 nucleotides long. RefSeq lists its product as uncharacterized. NCBI's taxonomy places the organism in Eukaryota, Fungi, Ascomycota, Sordariomycetes, Sordariales, Chaetomiaceae. Bases 1 to 1749 code for a protein of 582 amino acids. Gene Ontology annotation, cellular component: chaperonin-containing T-complex; cytosol. The record is from RefSeq and is a predicted model, not a curated record. The transcript has 4 exons. Gene Ontology annotation, biological process: protein folding. Gene Ontology annotation, molecular function: ATP binding; ATP-dependent protein folding chaperone; ATP hydrolysis activity.
AUGGGGAAAAAGUCGCAGCUUCGGCUGUUGACUGCUGCACUGCAACGCCUGCCUGGUCUGAGCUGCCCCUCCUCCCCACCAUCACGACCCGUCCUUGAGCGGACCUUCUCAUACACCGACAUCUUAUUGUCUUUCUCAGAUACCCAAACCUUCGUCAUGGCUUCCUUCAGCCCCACGCAGAUCUUCGAAGAGGGCACGACGGAGGAGAAGGGCGAGAAUGCCCGCCUCGCCGCCUUUGUCGGCGCAAUUGCCGUCGGCGACCUCGUCAAGAGCACUCUCGGCCCAAAGGGCAUGGACAAAAUCCUGCAGUCUGCGUCGACGGGCGAGAUUAUGGUGACAAACGACGGCGCGACGAUCCUCAAGUCCAUUGCCCUCGAUAACGCGGCAGCAAAGGUUCUCGUGAACAUCUCCAAGGUACAAGACGACGAGGUUGGCGACGGCACCACCUCGGUGGCAGUCCUGGCCGCCGAGCUCCUGCGCGAAGCCGAGCAGCUCGUCGCCAAGAAGAUCCACCCCCAGACGAUCAUUGAGGGCUACCGGAUAGCCAGCCAGGCGGCGCUCAAGGCUCUAGAGGCGUCGGCGGUGGAUCACAGCAAGAACCCGGAAGCGUUCAAGAAGGACCUCCAAGCCAUCGCCCGGACCACGCUCAGCUCCAAGGUGCUCGCCCAAGACAGGGAACACUUCUCCAAGCUGGCAGUCGAGGCUGUCCUGCGGUUGAAGGGCUCGUCCGACCUCAGCCACAUCCAGAUUAUCAAGAAGGCCGGCGGCAAGCUGAGCGACUCGUACCUCGACGAGGGCUUCAUCCUGGACAAGAAGAUUGGCGUCAACCAGCCGAAGCGCCUCGAGAAGGCCAAGAUCCUCGUGGCCAACACGUCCAUGGACACGGACAAGGUAAAGAUUUUUGGCGCCCGGCUCAAGGUCAGCUCGACCAGCAAGCUUGCCGAGCUCGAGAAGGCCGAGCGCGAGAAGAUGCGCGCCAAGGUGGAGAAGAUCAAGGCGCACGGCAUCAACUGCUUCAUCAACCGGCAGCUCAUCUACAACUGGCCGGAGCAGCUCUUCACCGACGCGGGCAUCAUGUCGAUCGAGCACGCCGAUUUCGACGGCAUCGAGCGCCUGGCUCUCGUCACGGGCGGCGAGAUUGCCUCGACCUUUGACCACCCGGAGCAGGUCAAGCUCGGGCAGUGCGAUUUGAUCGAGGAGGUACUCAUCGGCGAGGACACGCUCAUCAAGUUCUCGGGCGUGGCCGCGGGCGAGGCCUGCACCAUUGUGCUGCGCGGCGCGACAGACCAGCUGCUCGACGAGGCCGAGCGUAGCCUGCACGACGCGCUGGCGGUGCUGUCGCAAACGGUCAAGGAGCCGCGCACCACGCUCGGCGGCGGUUGCGCCGAGAUGCUCAUGGCCAAGGCCGUCGAGGGCGCCGCCACGCGCGUCGAGGGCAAGAAGCAGACGGCCGUGGCCGCGUUUGCUGUUGCCCUGCGCCAGCUGCCGACGAUCCUCGCGGAUAACGCUGGUCUGGACUCGAGCGACCUUGUCGCGCGUCUGCGCAAGGCCAUCUAUGACGGCUUGACGACGUAUGGCCUGGACUUGACGACGCCCGGCGGCGGGAUCGCGGAUAUGCGCGAGCUGGGCGUUAUUGAGAGCUAUAAGCUUAAGAGGGCGGUGGUGAAUUCAGCGAGUGAGGCUGCUGAGCUUCUCUUACGUGUGGACGACAUAAUAAGAGCGGCCCCCCGGAGGCGGGAGAGGCACUAG